AUGGACGCGCAGCCCCGGAGCAGUUACAAAGGGCCGGAGCGAGGCCGCCGCGGCGGCGGGAGGUGGGGCGAGGCAGGGCUUGCUCAGGCGAGGCGGCGGCCGGGUCGGACCGGGCCACAGGCGGUGGCGGCGGGACCAUGGAGGCGGCGGCCGCUGCUCCGCGUCCCCGGCUGCUCCUCCUCGUGCUGGCGGCGGCGGCGACGCUGGCCCCGGGGGCGACGGAUGCAGAUUUCAGAAGUGAGAGUGUGGGAAAAUGUGCAUCAUAGAAUGGAGGAAGCUGUAGCUGCUGGUAGAUAUUGGGGCCUGGAAGCAAAAGGUGACCAAGCAUUACAGUGUUUCUGCCACCUUUGUACAAAAGACAAUUUUACUUGUGUGACAGAUGGGCUCUGCUUUGUCUCUGUCACAGAGACCACAGACAAAGUUAUACACAAUAGCAUGUGUAUAGCUGAAAUUGACCUAAUUCCCCGAGACAGGCCGUUUGUGUGUGCACCGUCUUCAAAAACCGGCUCUGUCACUACAACGUAUUGCUGCAAUCAGGACCACUGCAAUAAAAUAGAACUCCCGACUGUUGGCCCUUUUUCAGGAAAGCCAUCAUCUGGCCUUGGUCCCGUCGAAUUGGCAGCUGUCAUUGCUGGACCAGUCUGCUUCGUCUGCAUCUCACUCAUGUUAAUGGUUUAUAUCUGCCAUAAUCGUACUGUCAUUCACCAUCGAGUGCCAAACGAAGAGGAUCCUUCCUUAGAUCGUCCUUUUAUUUCAGAGGGCACUACGUUGAAAGAUUUAAUUUAUGAUAUGACAACAUCGGGUUCUGGAUCAGGUUUACCAUUGCUCGUUCAGAGAACAAUUGCAAGAACUAUUGUGUUACAAGAAAGUAUUGGCAAAGGUCGAUUUGGAGAAGUUUGGCGGGGAAAAUGGCGAGGAGAAGAAGUUGCUGUCAAAAUAUUCUCCUCUAGAGAAGAACGCUCAUGGUUCCGUGAGGCCGAGAUUUAUCAGACCGUAAUGUUACGCCAUGAAAACAUCUUGGGAUUUAUAGCGGCAGACAAUAAAGACAACGGUACAUGGACUCAGCUCUGGUUGGUGUCAGAUUAUCAUGAGCAUGGAUCCCUUUUUGAUUAUUUGAACAGAUACACAGUGACCGUGGAAGGAAUGAUAAAACUCGCUUUGUCCACAGCAAGUGGACUUGCCCAUCUUCACAUGGAGAUUGUUGGUACCCAAGGGAAACCAGCCAUUGCUCAUAGAGAUUUGAAGUCCAAGAAUAUCUUAGUAAAGAAGAAUGGAACUUGCUGCAUUGCAGACUUAGGACUGGCAGUAAGACACGAUUCAGCCACAGAUACGAUUGAUAUUGCUCCAAACCACAGAGUGGGAACAAAAAGGUACAUGGCCCCCGAAGUUCUAGAUGAUUCCAUAAACAUGAAACACUUUGAAUCCUUCAAACGUGCUGACAUCUAUGCAAUGGGCUUAGUAUUCUGGGAAAUAGCUCGACGAUGUUCCAUUGGUGGAAUUCAUGAAGAUUACCAGCUGCCUUAUUAUGAUCUUGUACCUUCUGAUCCAUCAGUUGAAGAAAUGAGGAAAGUUGUUUGUGAACAGAAGUUAAGGCCAAAUAUUCCAAACAGAUGGCAGAGUUGUGAAGCCUUGAGAGUAAUGGCUAAAAUUAUGAGAGAAUGUUGGUAUGCCAACGGAGCUGCUAGACUUACAGCUUUGAGGAUUAAGAAAACAUUGUCACAACUCAGUCAACAGGAAGGCAUCAAAAUGUAGUUCUGCGGCUUCGCCUGAACUCUGCUUUUCUUCAGAUCUGCUCCUGGGUUUUAAUUUGGGAGGUCAGCUGUUCUACCUCACUGAGAGGGAAUAGAAGGAUAUUGCUUCCUUUUGCAACAGUGUAAUAAGGUCAAUGAGAAACUCCCCAGGAUUUCUUUGGACCCAGGAAACAGCCAUGUGGGUCCUUUCUCUGCACUAUGAACACUUCUUUCCCAGGACAGUUACAAAGUGUUGUGUAGUCUACCUUUAUUUUUUAUUAACACAAAACUUGGUUGUUUUUUUGUUUUUUUAAAGAUGAUUGCUGAUCUUAACUUUAGGUUAACUCUGCUGUGCUGAAGAUCAUCUUUAAGGGUAAAGGAGCUGGAUUGUUGAGUUACACGAAACAUUUCUUAUUUUUCAGGAAAGUGAUUUUAUUCCUGGUUAGUACAUUCUCAGAGGAUUCUGAACCACUAAAGAGUUUCCUUGAUUCAGACUUUGAAUGUACUGGUCUAUAAUUUUCAGGAUCUUAAAACUAACACUUAUAAAACUCUUAUCUUGAGUCUAAAAAUGACCUCAUAUAGUAGUGAGGAACAUAAUUUAUGCAAUUGUAUUUUGUAUACUAUUACUGUUCUUUCACAUAUUCAGAACAUUACAUGCCUUCAAAAUGGGAUUGUACUAUACCAGUAAGUGCCGCUUCUGUGUCUUUCUAAUGGAGAUGAAUAGAAUUGCUUAAAGUCUGUGUGUCUUAAAACCUAUAGUAUUUCAAUUCAAGAAAUUUAUUUAUCUGGGUAGCCCAGACUUUCUCUGUCUAGCUUUUUGGAGGAAUUUUUGUAGUAUGUCAUUUGGUAGUCCAUUUUGAAAAUGCCUUUCUCCUACCAAAAUGUGCUUAAACCACUAAAGAAAUGAAGUGGCAUUAAUUGGUAAAUGUUAUCAUGGUCAUAUUUGAAUAUUCUCACUUCAAGCUUUUGCUUUUAAAUUGUGUUGUCUAAGUAUACCUUAAGUCAAGUGGCACUCUAGAUGCUUAUAGUACUUUAAUAAUUUAAAACUUGUAGCCUACAGACUAAUUUUUCUAAAAGGGAAAAUUUGUCUAGCUGCUUGUGAAAAGUUGUGUGGCAUUCUGUAAGCCAUUUUUUUCUUUAUCUGAUCAAAGACAGUGUUAUUUUUUUAAGAAAUGAAUUACAUUUAAAAUUAGGAUAUGGUUGAUGUUAAAUAAUAGGUUUUUUUCUAGGAAGGUAAAGGUAAUUAAUAAUUUGAAUAGCUAACAGGUGUGCAAGAGAGUCACAUUCGUUAUGUCGGAGUCAGUGUUCAGUGGGCUUUCUGUCUUUGUAACUAAGGUCAGAGUUCGUGUGGUUCUGGAGUCUCACUACCCUUUGAAGAAGGCAGCUUCUAAUUCAGUCUUUCCCUCCGUGUGCGCAUACUGUGCACAAGUGCUUAAUCUCCAUGGUUAUGUAACGAGUUCAGUACACCCUUGAUAUUUGGGAGUGGUAGCUAAAGAACAUCCUGAGUAUAGGUUCUCCAUUUACAGAUGUUUUUAGUCAAAUUAAAUGUUUCAAGCAAACUCGUCAUGGUCUUCACAUUAACUUGAAACUAACUUACAAUAACUGGUUUUUACUUCCAGUGCUAAAAGUCCUUUAGGGCUUUUAUAAUUUUCAGAGUUCUCUUUAUCACUGUGAUCUUAUUCUGACGGGAGAGAAAAAACUAUCAUAGCAAUGAGGCAAGACAUUGACUUUAUACUGCUAUCAGUUUCUAAAUGAAAGGGUCAGAAUAACCUUUACAGUAUUUUGGUCAGUAAGAGAUAGUGGCCAUUUACACUGACUGGGCUGCAUUCUGAUAAUGUCUUAUCUCUUAUACAUAGAAUAAAUUUGAAAGACUAUUUGGUCUUAAAGCCAAAGUAAUUUUAGAAUGAAUGACAUAUACAUAGGAAUUUAGUGUCAAUUUCAUGUGUUUAAAAACAUCAUGGGGAAAAUGUGCUUAGAGGUUAAUAUUUUGACUCCAAAUCUGAGUUUUUUCUGUAGUUACCAUGAUUUUAAUUUUGUCAAAGCAAAUGAAUGAGUUUGAGGGGUUUGUUUUUAUAAAUAUGUUAGAUUUCCUGUUUAAUAAUCUCUAGCUCUGUGAUUAUAAGUACCUUUUUUUUUUUUUUUUUUUUUUUUUUUGGCCAUUUCUAAGCCUACCAGAUCUGCUUUAUGAAAUCCAGGGGACCAAUGCUAAAACUAUUUUUAUAUAAUUUUAAGAACAUACCAAAAGUUCUUGUCUGAUUUGAAAUUGUGAUACAUAAUUUCUCACUUUCCUAUAAGGUAAAGUAAUCAACUUUUACUGAAGAUAUUCUUUAUUGAAUCAAAGAUUGAGUUGCAGUUAUACUGUUCUUGCCUAAGUGAAUAAAAUGUACUUUUGGGGAGUCAGGGAAUUUUUUUUAAAGUUGGAGUUUAGUUCUAAAUUGGGUUUAUUGCAGCAAAUUCCUUUUUUGGCUAAUGAGUUUGAUAAACCCCAUUUGGCUAAUAUUGGAAACGGAAGUCACUUAAAAGAUGAAAUAGAUCCUGAUUGCUAUGGCCAUAACUGCAGAUAAGUUUGACUAGAGUGUUAAUUUUGUCACUCAGAAACACAAGCGUUUGUUUAUGCUGCCUGUCUUCAGACGUUCACCUUCCAAGAUUAAACUUGGCUUAAAAUGUACCUUCAGACCAGUUACCUGUCCACGUCCAUUUUGUCAGUACCCUGGAGGACUGGGGAUGAGGGAGGUACGACCCGGUGGGGCACAGGUGUCCCCGGUCCUUCCUUUAUAACUUCAGCUUAGUUUUCUCAACCGGCCUUCCUGCUGGUCCCUGCUCAGAGACCAUUGCCUUGCCGCCACCAUGCCCUGCCCAUAUCCCCUCAGCAGCCUUUUGACUGAAUAGUUGCUUUUGGUAUCUAAAUGAUUGAUGGAAACGUAGGACGUGCUUCCAUUUCUUCGAGUCAUGGGGUGUUGCUGGGAGGGCUCUCCCAAGUUUGGAGACUGGGUGGGUGAUGGCUCUGCUGGCUGCCUUGUUGUGACUUCAGUUAUGGCCAGGGAGUGGGAAGGCAGCAAGGUGGCAGUAUGGCAAUAGGAGUUGUGCCAGAAGCAGUGGCCGAUCCUACCCACUGUAGGACAGGGUAAGGUCUGAAGAAGGGAGCCUGUGAUUCUGCUGUAAUGAUAUUGCUCAAGAAGUGCCUCGAGUCAGUGCACAGUGCCAUGGCCAUCAAGAUUUCCAAAUUUCAGUUCUCCUUAUGACAUUUAGUGAUCAGCUCAUGCGUGAGCUACCUUCUGUUCCCCCUCUACAUCGCGAACUGUCCCACUUAGACUGUUUUGUGAAACAAGAUGGCCUAUUGCCAAUUAAAAUGCAGAACAAAAUCAGUAUCCCAGUAGACCUGUCAUAUCAAGAGUUUAUUUUUAUCCUUGCACUGAAAGAGUGAUUAUAAGUCAACUGUUUCUUUUUGUUUCUUGACUGUGGCAGUGUUCUGGCUCCAAAUGAUGGAAUUUCCAAACAGUGGUUCUGUUACAGCUUGGCAGGAAAUGCCAAUUCAGAUAUUUUUGAGAUCCUAAAGAAUAGCUCUGGACAUGUAAUCUGUAGCUUCUUGAGUGUGAUUAAGAACGCUGAAAUACCCACGGGCCCCUUCCGGCAGUGCUGGGAUUCUAAGUCAUUCUGAGGAUUGUCAGUACAUUCAAGCUUUUCCACACCAUUAUGCAAUCUUACUUGUAAUUGUAAACUUCUAAGAAUGUGGUUAAUAAUAUUCAACCUGUUUCUUAAAACUUAAAAAGAACUUAAGUGAAUUUGUUUUUAUUUUUUAACAAGAUUUAUGAAUUGAAUAUCGUGAACCGUGUUUUGAUAUCCCUUUUUCACCUUGUGCCAAUGGAAUGGGGUGUUUGAUAUUUCUUUCUAUGUCAAGGAGAUGCUUCAAAAUGUCAAUUGCUUUAAACUUAAAUUACCUCUCAAGAGACCAAGGUACAUUUACCUCAUUGUAUAUAUAAUGUUUAAUAUUUGUCAGAGCAUUCUCCAGGUUUGCAGUUUUAUUUCUAUAAAGUAUGAGUGUUAUGUUGCUAAAUUACUCAAAUGGUACUGUAUUGUUUAUAUUUGUACCCCAAAUAACAUCUUCUAUACUCUCUGUUUUCUGUAUUUUAUUGUAUUCGUGCAAAAUUCUUUUGGCUUUUACCAGUGUAACCUCUGCCCUUUCGGAUGUGUACAGAAAAUGUCCAUGUAAAUUUUCAUUUAAGUUGAAUGAUUUUGAGAAACCUAUAAAGAGGAAAGAAAAACAAAGACGACAGUUCCCCAGAAGUUUUUAAAAAUUGUAUAUUGUAUUUGUAGUAAUAUUCUGAAUGAGCUGUAAAUAGGAAGUAGAAGAGCGAUGCUUAUGUCGGGUCCUAACACUACAGUAGAGAAGUGGAAGCAAUGCAAAUAAAUGACUUUUUUUUCCCAAGUGCUAGUGGCAUCAUUUAAAAUAAAGUAUGUAUAUUGGACUGAGCCAUGCUGAUAUGAAAUGCAGUUGCUAUAGACAGAUACUAGAGUCUUUGGAUUAUUCCUCAGUACAAGUUGCAACAUGGUAACGGGGCUGAGAAGUGCCCACCUGCCUUGAAGGUGCAUCCGUGGCGUCCUCCCACAUGCGUGGGGGUGCCUGAUCUGUCAGGGGAUGGGAUGGACCUGCCUCCACGUGAACUGCUUAUUGUCUCUCACUCCGCAGGUUUGCUAAUGUUUUGUUAAAGAUGUUACUAUUUUGAUUCUCAAAGUUUUUUCAGUGAUUUUCAAAGGAAAUUGAGUGCAUCCUCUUUCCUAAUUUAAGGAUUUGUGAGAAUUGGCAUUUUUUUUUUUUUUUAAGUCAGUUUGAACAGUUAGUAUGCUAACUCGGCCGAUAAGGAAACUGAGAAAAUAGCAGUGGAGAGAGGUGAUGUGUCCCCAAACUCUUGACUAACAUUGAGAAAGGUUUUAUGGAUUGGAUUGUUCUUGCGUUAAACACUGUCACUUCAGUUCAAAGACUGGAUGUAGGGAUUUUUUUUUUUUUCUUUCUCUAUACUAAAGAAGACACAUCACCAGGAUGUAGCGCUUUUAUUGAAAGAUGGAAAAAAGUAAAGUUAUUUUUAAAAUACAGAUUCAGAGAAACGGCAGAACUAGCUUUAUACUGGUCUCUUCUAUUUUGGAAAAAGUGUUUUUACAUAUGUGGCCUCCCGGACAUAUCUUGUAGCUCUUCACCGUCUGUUUGGCUUUACCACUGAGGAUUUACAAAAGAGUGGGGCUACUCUGAAAGACAAGAAAAUCUUGAUGUUAUAAAAGGUAAGGCCGAGUCAUGCAGGGCUCAGCCCUGCAUAUUUUUUCAGAAUUGGGAAAGAAACUAUAUUAAAUCAUUAUGGGGAAAAAAAAGGAUUCUUUAUGAGAGCUAAAGAGAAAUAGAAAAAGUAAGAAACUUAAGAGAACUAUUUUCUUUCCUGUUAGAAGGAAUAGAAUUAUAAAGGGGGAUUGGCAACUUAAGUAUUUCAAAAGGGAAAGGGGAAAGAAACCAUUGACGGAGGGUACAGAAAAAUAGGAAGUAAAGGGGAGUAUUGGCAUGGACCAGUAAUGAAAUGUGCACAUGUCAUAGGCAGCACUAAAACACUGGGAUCUUGAUGUUGUGGUAGAUGGUGUGCAGGGAAGUCUAGUUCUUUGUUAGAGGUGUGGUUGAUAGACUAUUUGGUAACGUUAGACAUUUUAUUUUUUCAAAGGAAUCUUUAUUUUAUUUAUUUAGAGAGUGCAGAGGAGAGGGGCAAGGGGAGAGAGAAUCCCAAGCAGGCUCUGCACUGUCAGCAUGGAGCCAAGGUGGAGCUCAAUCCCACGAACUGUGAGAUCAUGACCUGAGCUGAAAUCAAGAGUCAUACGCUUAACUGACUGAGCCACCCAGGCACCCCCGCCCUAGUGUUAGACCUUUUAAAAGGAAAAACUGUGGGAAGGGUUAUGGAUGUCAACCAUAAAGUAAAGUUAGAGCUGCUGCUUGGCACCCCGGAUACCUAGAAGAGGAGUCAGGUGGUCAUUGGAUUCAUAAACUGAAAUACAUGUGGGCAUUCAGCGAGUGAUGGAUUAAAUGCACUUUUGAGAUUUAAUUCCAGAUGUGCAGAGAUCAUUGUACUGAUCAUCACCUAAUGUGGAGUUUUCCCAAGUGCUUUUAUAUGUAUGGUCUCACCUGACUUUUGCAACUAGGACAGAUGGUGGCCAACUGAGUGUCCUGAGGAGGGUAGAGAGGACUUGGAGGAGGCUGGCAGUCCUUCCUUUAGGGAAUGACUGAAGGUGAGCUGGCUGCAAAUUGGAUAGAGGGGUGAGGCCAGAGAGGGCAGAUGCUGUGUAAGUCUCAGGAGCAGCUUUCUCUCCCUCACUGGCUUUGCACUUGGUGAGCUUCUUUAACCCAGAAGCUUCUUUCACUCCUGGCUUCUUCCCUGAGAGUUCAAAGCCUUGUAGCUUGGGAGGCUGGUGGCAGCCAGCCAAGUCCCAGAGUCAGACCCAAGGAGAGUGAGACUUCAAAAUAUCUCUCCUCAUAGCAAAACAGACAAACCAAAACACUCAAAAAACCUAGAAAGCUGAACAUUCUAGAUGUUCUCAAUACGUAACAGACCUACCUAGACCUGAACAGGCUAGAGCAGUUAUAAGCAGUACAGGUGGAAUAGGCCACAGAUGACCUACAGGUGCACGUCUCUCUGGUUCCUGGGUAGGGGAGGCUCAGGGAGGGCACCUAGGUACAAUGGAGCAGGUUUAUAUACACCAAGCUCAGAUCUUUCCUUCCUUUUCCAACUACUGGAUUCCUGAGAGUGUAGGGAGGGUGAUUCCUGCUGCCCUGAGCUCUAGUCAGCUUAGAAGGGCUGGGCAUCCUGUGAUUGUGACCCAGAUUUAGGGCCUGUAGAUUUGGGAUUAGGUUGCCACUCUCCCUAGUAGGCUCCAGAGUAUCUGAUAUUUCUACAUCUAAUCUUAAAGCCCGCUGGCGUAACAGUCCCCUUGGGAUCUCUGACUCGAGACCAGCAAAGGGGCUGUGGGCUCAUAGGUGAUCAUUGGACUUUCAGGAAGCUCCAGGGACUUCUGGAGGAUUUGGACACAAGUUAGCUUUCAGAAAUGAAGGCGUAAAAUAAGGUGGCAAAAUAAAAAGAUAAACUAAACCAUUUUUUUUUGCCUAUGGAUCUGUUUUUAAAUUCUUCAGAACGAAAAUAUGAUGGCUACUCGAAUCCACAGGAUAGAAUGAAGAGUCCUGUAAAUGGUAAA
Molecule: messenger RNA, 8948 nt
Organism: Panthera uncia (snow leopard)
Lineage: Eukaryota; Metazoa; Chordata; Mammalia; Carnivora; Felidae
Gene: TGFBR1
Product: transforming growth factor beta receptor 1
Exons: 10
Coding region: 1-1752 (583 amino acids)
Biological process (GO): protein phosphorylation; transforming growth factor beta receptor signaling pathway; nervous system development
Cellular component (GO): activin receptor complex; plasma membrane
Molecular function (GO): activin receptor activity, type I; SMAD binding; transforming growth factor beta receptor activity, type I
Source: RefSeq, a predicted model, not a curated record